Molecule: messenger RNA, 825 nt
Organism: Drosophila busckii
Lineage: Eukaryota; Metazoa; Arthropoda; Insecta; Diptera; Drosophilidae
Gene: RpS5b
Product: 40S ribosomal protein S5
Exons: 2
Coding region: 81-800 (239 amino acids)
Biological process (GO): translation; ribosomal small subunit assembly
Cellular component (GO): ribosome; cytosolic small ribosomal subunit
Molecular function (GO): mRNA binding; structural constituent of ribosome; rRNA binding
Source: RefSeq, a predicted model, not a curated record
AAUACUUCCUUUCGUUUCUGACUUUUCAAAGGUAAAGGUUGUGUUUUUGCGGAAUUAUUUAGUCAAAUAAUUUACACAAGAUGUCUGACUGCGGAGAUUCCAAUUUCGAGUCUGUCCUUGAUAAUGCCGACCCGGCUGAUGAACAGUCGCAACAUCAAGUCGAGGAAGACAUUUGGGAAGAAGGCAAUUUGGAAACAUUUAAUGAGAAAGCUCCGUCCAACGAAUGGCCAGAGAUUAAGCUAUUUGGACGUUGGAGCUGCGAAGAUAUCUGCAUUAGUGAUAUUUCACUGCAAGACUAUAUUGCAGUAAAGGAGAAAUUCGCACGCUAUUUGCCACACUCGGCCGGACGUUAUGCGGCCAAACGUUUUCGCAAGGCUCAAUGCCCCAUUGUUGAGCGCCUUGCUUGUGGCCUGAUGAUGAAGGGACGCAGUAACGGCAAGAAGUUGAUGGCUUGUCGCAUUGUUAAACAUGCAUUCGAGAUUAUACACUUGCUCACGGCGGAGAACCCCUUGCAAGUGACGGUAAACGCCAUUGUUAAUGCAGGUCCACGUGAGGACUCCACUCGCAUUGGACGCGCCGGUACUGUGCGUCGUCAGGCGGUAGAUGUUUCGCCUCUGCGUCGCGUCAAUCAGGCCAUUUGGCUGAUUUGCACAGGCACACGCGAGGCCGCUUUUCGCAAUAUCAAAACCAUUGCCGAGUGUCUGGCAGAUGAGAUGAUAAAUGCAGCCAAGGGCUCGUCCAAUUCCUAUGCUAUCAAAAAGAAGGAUGAAUUGGAACGCGUGGCCAAAUCGAAUCGCUAAAGCUGUCAGUUAUAUUUCAAAUUGA